CCUCGACCGCCGAACAUGGCCUCAGCCAGCCCGCCAGAUGGCAGCUCAGUCAACCCAGCCACUCCAGCCAAGACACACCAUCCACCCAUCCCCCUCUGGAAGCUCGUUACUUCGCAAUCCGCCUUCACACCUGACGUGCUCGAACACACCUUUCCUGGGAGCGGAACCCCUGAGGACCCUUACCGUGUAGAAUGGAUCCCCGACGAUUCUCGCAAUCCUCUCAUCAUGCCACAAUGGAUCAAGUGGAUGAUCACCAUUAUCCAAGCUUUCGCCUUCCUGUCCAUCACCUUCGCUUCGUCUGCCAUGUCGGCCACCGACCCGCAGCUGGAAGAGCAUUUUGGCGCCAGCAGCACCUUGGUGAUAGCUGAUACGUCGCUCUUCAUCCUGGCUUUUGCCAUUGGGCCAGCCGUGUGGGCGCCGCUUUCCGAACUAUACGGACGACAGGUCGUAUGCAUGCUCACGUACGCCUUGGCGACUCUCUUCAGCGGUGCCGUCAUCGCGAGCAAAAACAUCGCCACUGUCUUAGUUCUGAGAUUCUUCUCAGGCGCUUUCGGGGCGUCGGCAAUCACGAACUCGGGCGGCGUCGUGUCGGACAUGUUCACGGCCCGCGACCGUGCGGUUGCCAUGCUUGCCUUCAUCGGUGCUCCGUUCUUGGGUCCCAGUAUCGCUCCGAUAGCGUGCAAUUAUCUUGCCGUUGCCGCUGGAUGGCAGUGGGUUGCUGCUUUGAUCACUUUCUUUGUCGGAGCUGCCUUCGUUGGCGUUCUGUUCGUACCGGAGACAUAUCAUCCAGUUCUGCUACGGCGCCGCGCAGCUAAGCUUAGCAAGAUAACGGGAAAGGUUUACAAAAGCAAGCUGGAUGACGGGACGAAGACUCCAGCGGUCGUCUUCAAUACCGCUAUGGUGAGACCUUGGGCUUUGCUGUUCAGGGAACCCAUCGUUUUGUUCUUAUCCCUGUACAUGGCCAUUAUUUACGGUACCAUGUAUAUGGAAUUCGCUGCCUUCCCUAUCGUCUUCAUCGGCUCUCGAGGAUGGAGUCAGGCCAAUUCUGGUCUGUCCUUUGUUGGAAUGGGUAUCGGGCAGAUCAUUGGAGUGGUUAUCUCGUACUUCGACAAUACGAGGUACAAGCGUGUGAUCGACCGCUUACCCGAGGACACCACGGUGGCGCCGCCAGAAGCGCGACUAUUUCCAUCUCUGAUUGGUGCCGUUCUGCUACCCAUCGCACUGUUUGAAUUCGCUUGGACAAAUUACCCCAGUAUCCAUUGGAUUGCCUGUCAGAUUGGCACCGUAGGCCUCGGUAUCUCACACGUCCUCAUCUUCUUGAGUGUAGCAAACUACCUCGUCGAUACGUAUACUCUCUAUGCUGCCUCGGCAUUGGCUGCAAACACCAUCAUCCGAGCCCUUUUCGGCGCAGCCUUUCCUUUGUUUACUACUCCAAUGUAUAAUAGUCUUGGUAUUCAUUGGGGUUCGUCCAUCCCUGCAUUCUUGGCGCUGGUGUGCGCCCCGUUCCCUUAUCUUUUCCAUACAUAUGGGCCUAGAGUUCGCAGGCACUGUAGAUACGCAGCUGAGUCAGCUCGUAUCCUAGACGUGCUGCACAAUAAGUCGAACAAGGCUCAGGAACCGAGUGGCAGCGAACUGGCUCAAACCGGGGAGAAGAAAGUCUGA
Mytilinidion resinicola is the source of this 1662-nucleotide messenger RNA. Its product is annotated as MFS general substrate transporter. Gene Ontology annotation, molecular function: transmembrane transporter activity. The transcript has 3 exons. The record is from RefSeq and is a predicted model, not a curated record. The annotation marks the transcript as partial. Gene Ontology annotation, biological process: transmembrane transport. Lineage: Eukaryota; Fungi; Ascomycota; Dothideomycetes; Mytilinidiales; Mytilinidiaceae.